AUGUUGCCCACUCCAUCGACAUCACAUGUCAAUUAUGACCAUGUCUACGAACCGGCCGAAGACUCGUAUCUCUUUCUUGAUACACUCUCCUCGACCAGCGAGAUCAAAUGGCUACAGUCACGCUUCGAGACCACACUCCAGUCCUCCACCUCUAAACCUUCCAGACCGACACCGGCCCCUCUUGUCGUUGAAAUUGGGCCUGGAUCUGGCGUCAUCAUCGCAUUUUUAACCUCCAACGCAAAGACCAUCAUCGGUACCCAUGUACUAAGCAUGGCCAUUGAUGUCAAUAUACAUGCAUGUCACGCCACGACCACCACCGUGGAAAAAGCUCUUGUUGAGACAAACUCCCAUUCCAAUUCCAAUCACAGUCUCUACCUCUCCUCCGUGCGAUGUGAUCUCACAUCCGCGCUGACGCCCAACUCAGUCGACAUCCUGAUAUUCAAUCCACCAUACGUACCUUCUGAUUCUGUGCCUGCUAUCAUAUUUCCCUCUUCUUCAUCCACACCUUCAUUUGAGGAAUCUUCACACCUCCUCGCACAAUCCUACGCUGGUGGCCAUGACGGUAUGCAAGUCACAAAUCGUCUGCUAGACCAAAUCCCCUCCGUUCUCAGUCGUCGAGGCGUCGCAUAUGUGCUCUUCUGUCGUGGAAAUCAUCCUGACCAAGUCAAGGAGAGUAUUCUGAAAUGGCCAUCCACCGGAGAAAAUGAUUCAGUCAAUCCCUGGCACUGGUGCGCAGAGACAGUCGGGUCGAGCGGCAAGAAGGCAGGGUGGGAAAAGUUGGAAAUCGUCAGAAUCUGGAGAGAGUUUGACUAAAGCAUGUCCGGCAAAUGGAAUUUCUAAAUCUAUUGAAGUCAUCGCCCAGAGCCUUCAGGGAUCCGGCCACUGGAGCCGGCUGGGA
This is a messenger RNA of Exophiala mesophila, 898 nucleotides long. RefSeq lists its product as uncharacterized. The record is from RefSeq and is a predicted model, not a curated record. The transcript has a single exon. Gene Ontology annotation, molecular function: S-adenosylmethionine-dependent methyltransferase activity; protein methyltransferase activity; nucleic acid binding. Gene Ontology annotation, cellular component: eRF1 methyltransferase complex. Gene Ontology annotation, biological process: methylation. Lineage: Eukaryota; Fungi; Ascomycota; Eurotiomycetes; Chaetothyriales; Herpotrichiellaceae. Bases 1 to 813 code for a protein of 270 amino acids.